Molecule: messenger RNA, 1524 nt
Organism: Onthophagus taurus
Lineage: Eukaryota; Metazoa; Arthropoda; Insecta; Coleoptera; Scarabaeidae
Source: RefSeq, a predicted model, not a curated record
AUAGAUAUAUUGUAUAUCUAUAAACAAGGCUAUUAUGUUCGUGUAGGCAACAAAAUAUACAAAAUAAAUAGAUAACCUAAAAAAAUUCUCAGAAUGUCACUGUCGUCACUGUUUUGAGGAUAUUCGUGCUGUUGAUUCUAUUGUGAAUUUUUCUCACUAAAUUCUAAUAAAGUUAAUAACUACUAUAAGUGUCUUAUAAAGCAGCAUACCUACAAAUUAUCCAAACAAAGAAAUAAUCAAAAUAUCAAUUAUUUGCAAGUACUUUGGUCUUCAAGAUUAAAAACAGUCCAAAUUCAUGGCCUAUUUCAAUUAUAAUUUAUUUUUAUUGUAACAAUUUAAUCAUAAUUGACUGCAUAAUUAUUGACGUUAGUAACUGUCUGGGAGAAGAAUAAACGGAAAAACGAUGCCUGAAGCUAUGCUAACGCUUCACAAUGAAGAUAAAACAUUAACAUUCAAGGCAAAAGCGGUUUGGAAAGAAUCUUCUUUUGAUAUAACGAUACUGGCGAAGAAAGCUUGGUACACACAGGUAUCAGAAGAAGAGAUUGAAAAAUUGGCAAGUGAACGAAAUCAAAGUACUAAAGAAUAUUAUGCUACAUUACAAGAUUAUUUAAGUAAUGGCAACCCAGAUGUGUUUUUUAAUCUUACUUAUAUAAAAGAUGGAAAUGAGGAAAAUGAAAAUGCAGAGUUCACAAUUAAUCAUAAAUCUGGAGUCAGAGUGUUUUUGUUUUUUGUUACUAAAUUAAAACAGAUGGAUUUUCAUGAAAGUAUAUACAAAAUACUUGAUGAUUUAAUGGAAAAACAUAAUGAACUUGUUAGCCAUGUUCAAAUGCUUCAAAAAGAGAAAAAAGAUAUAGAGAAGGGUAACUAUUUCUAUUCAAAAGAAUAUAAAUUAAAUUCAGCAAUUCGGUAGAUUUAUCUGUACAAAGAGCAAUCAGAAAUUUCUUGCUUUAACUAAGUCAUUAAAGCAAAAUUCUUUUUAUGUUGCAUACUUUUGGCUAAACUGAAUAUGUAAGAUCUAAGAUCCACAGUUCUUGAUGUGCCUUUAGUUUAUAGCCUGAACUUUUUCAAUUAAUUAUUUCAACCAUAACCGACAUGUUGAUUUUGUAAAUUGGUUAAUUUAUGUGUUGGACUGCCAUUGAAAGUAUAGUAGUAAUAAUUUUAUUUAUUCAGGUCAACCAACAGAUACUUCAGCAUCAAAUAAAAAUAACAUUUUAAUAAAAAUAGGGGUAAAAUAAUAUCAGCAAAAAAACUAAACAAUGUGACAAGAAUAAAUAAAUGAGUGUAAAGUACUUGUUGGUCUAAAUAUAUUGCUUAUAGAUAUACAGGAUGAUUCGCAUAAGAACUAACACAGAGCAGGGACGUGUAGAGGACAAUAAAUUAAGAUGAUUUAACGCAACUUGCCUAUACUGGGUGGUUCAAAAAACCGCUGACAGACUUCUAGACUAGAUAAUACACGAAAAAUCAAGAUGAAUAGUCUUAAUAUACAUGGGGUCGCAAAUACCUCGUUGGCGAGAUAUAGCGGAU